AUGCUUUGAUGAUGCUAAAGACAUACAUUGAACUUUAGUAAUACAUUUAAAUAAAGUGUAAUAUAUUAAAUCGGUGAAUAUGGCGCUUGAAAAAUGCGGGAGUGUUUUUUCGUCCGCUAGAUGGCUCUACUCCCGAGCUGCAAAACUAAGACCGCAGAAAUGGGCUGUCUGCUUCGCCGAUGUGACCGACAGUUUUCCAUCCCACUGGACAUUUAUUCCUGUUGUCAUCAACAAGCCAGACAUGUUUGAAGAAGUCCCCUGCCUAAGUCAGUGUCUCAAUGACUGACCCCUUCCUUCUCCGUCUCGCGUGGGACACCUAGAAUCUCAUAUUCCCAGGGGUUACGGAGGAGUACGACACAUGUGUGUUGAUUGCAGGGAAAGUGACUACACGUUCCAUCUGUUUAUCUUUUCCUCCCGUCCACAACAUACUUGAAGCAGUGGGCUGCUUUUCAGAGACGCAUUUUCAGGAGAAAUGGAAAAGCAAGAACUGAUCUGCUGCCUGGUAUUAGUUUUUCCUGCUGUCUGUUUGCAAAGUCCCACCGAUUGCAGUGAAGUUCAGAAGCUGUUCCACUUAAAUGAAAUUGGACCGAUAAAAACAGUGCCUGAAACCCCUAGGACGGGGAGUGAUCUUCAAGUGUGUGACUCCCUCAGUCUAACAUGCUGUACCAAAAACAUGGAGGUGCGGUACCAGACGGCAGCCCAAAAGAAUGUUCAGAAUUUACUCCAGAUGACCAGCUCCAGCCUGAAGACUUUAAUUUCUGGGAAUGUUGCUGAAUUUCAAGAAAUAUUAAAGAACCUCACCAGGCAGACAGAGUAUUACAUCAACUCGCUGUUUAACAGCACCUACCAGAAUAUCCCCCCAGAAGCCAAUGGCCUCCUCAGGGAGCUUUUCACCGACAUUGGCCUGUUUAUGUUGGGCUCUGAGCUUGGCGUGGAGGUCAGCGUCUACCGUUUCUUUGAUGGCCUCUUCCCACUGGUCUACAAUCACCUCAUCAACCCUGGUUUGACCGGCAUCUCCUCGGUCAACGCCGAGUGCAUCCGUUCGUACCGCCGGCCACUGAACCCAUUCGGAAGUUUCCCCAAACAGCUUGCGGAUGAAGUCAGGCGCUCCCUCCUCCCCACACGUGUUUUCCUGCAGGCCCUGAACCUGGCCAUCGAGGUCAUCAACACCACGGAUCACCUUCAGUGCAGUGCGCAGUGCACGCAGGCUUUACUCAAAAUGCUCUACUGCCCACACUGCCAGGGUCUGACGCAGAGCAAGCCCUGCAUGGGCUACUGCCUCAAUGUCAUGCGUGGCUGCUUGGCCAGCGUGGAGGAGAUUGAUGGCCAAUGGAGGGAGUUUGUCCGCUCUGUGGAAGAAGCAUCCAGUCGUUUGCAUGGCGCCCAGGAGCCAGAACAGGCCCUGCUGGCAGUGCAUUUGCCCAUCAUCAACGCAGUCAUGCAUGCUCAACGAAAUGGGCCCAAGCUCUCAGCUCAGGUUCACAAGGUGUGCGGGCACGCCGACAGGACAGCGGGCGAGUCGGUCAGCAUUCAGCAGGAGGGCAGCUCCGCCGGGGCCCCGAGACAAGCUGCCCGAAAGACUUUCAGUAGCCAGAGGAAGGAGUUUGUCACCAGUCUGAGACACUACCGUACGUUUUAUGCUGUCCUGGCAGACAGGCUGUGCGUCAGCGAGCUGGCCUCGAGCGACGGGAUGUCAUGCUGGAAUGGCGCGGAUGUCGUUAAAAGCUACACCCUUCGGGUGGUGGACAGCGGGAUUAAAGCCCAAGCUGUAAAUCCGGAGGUCAUAGUAAAAGGCCCUGACCCAGUGAUGCAUCAGAUCAUCGACAAACUGAAGCACGUCAAUCAGCUGCUCCAGGGGAAAGCCAUUCUGGCGAGUGGCAUGUUGGACGUGAUUGAGAAGGGCAGUGGGGAACCGGACCUGCUCUCCAGUGGCGACUGCGAUGAUGAGGACGGCUGCGGUGCAUCGGGCCACGGCGAGGCGGGGAAGCCGAUGCAAGUAGCUGAGCCACAGACUCCAGACAAGGUGAACGAUCGCAGAAGGAGCAGCACGCAGAUGAAGACCGUCGGAGCAGAUUUGGAAUCGGCCAGUGGACACGAGACUAGAGUUGGUCUGCUGACCCUCACUCUGCUAUUCAUCAUCGCCCAUCUGUGUGGCUAAAGCCAGCAGGCUUUUGGUUCACCAGUGCAAAGUGAUACAGAUGGAUGACAUUUUAUGGGGAUAUAGGUGAUAUACAACAUUUUUUAAAGCUCCCCUUUGAUGACUGAUUUGAGGGGAUGGGUUAGUAAAAGGCCAUUUGUGAUCAUUUACAGGACAAAACGCAUUCUGAGUGUUUAAAUGUAGCCAUGGUGAGGCUGUGGGUCUCUGUUCUUCUCAUCUAGCCAUAAUCAGCCUGAUCUUUCCUCUACAUAUAAAUCUGCAGAAUGUUAAAUGUACGUAUUUUAAAUAUUUUACAAUAUACUGCAAAGUACAGAGGACAGAUAUAAAUAAUCACGGUAACACAGUGCUGCAAUUAUUAAACAGGUAUAAUUAUAACCUUCACAUUUUUAAUACAUGUAAUACAAUGUGCUAAAAAGUUAAGAUAAUAUCACUGUUUUUUUCCCUAAAACAAGAGUAAAAUGUAAUUUAUAUGUUGCAUCUGCCACUGUAUUUAUUUUCAGUGGAGUAAAAAGAAUUUGGUAUUUUAUGCAUUCAAGAGAAAUAAUUGUCUCUCAGGGCAGGAAUAAUUCCAUUUCUUAAUUGUGUGUAUUUGGUUUUCCCUGGAAUUUCAUCCUAUUCUGCUGCUUCCAGUUCUGCAUCAGACUUGGGGAAGGCGACAGCCCCCGCACCGUCGCAUCUCACUGAAAAGCGGCCUCUCUGGCCGUCUGUCGAGUGUCCCUUCCAAGCUCCAAGCUGAUCGCAUACUUAAUUACUGUAGGUUGCAAAGCACUUUUCACUGCCCCUGUGACCCUGUACUCAUGGGACAGUGGUUACGACGUCGUGGCCGUGCAAUGAAAUUCCGCAAUUCAGUGCAUCACCUACAGAGGCACCCCUACGCGGCUUGGCCCUGUCGCUCUGCGUGUAACUUUCCUAAUCAGGUAGAAGAGGGUAAAUUAAUAUGCGUGUACUUCAGAGAGGACUCCGCUCAUCUGUCAUUCCAGGAAAGGAGAAUGCAUAUAUUUAUGUUACCGCUUAUUUUUAAACCUAAUUUCUUUUUCUUUUAUUUUUCUUUUUUCGAGUUUAUUUAUUUAUUUAUAUUGAUUGCUUUAUUAAUUAUUAGUCAUGUCAUAUUACUGUAAACACUGCAAGUUGUUACAGGUCUUUGGGCAAGAGUGUAAAAAUAUUGAUUUGAUGGGGAAAAAAAUAAUAUAACCUUUAAUAUCAAAUGUUUUGUUUAUGUGUUUUGUGUAAGGCCUCAUAUUGAAAACUCCAAAAUGAUACUUAAAUAUAAGAUCAUUAAAAAUCUUCUGUGAGACAUGAAUACAAUGGCAUGUUGUGAAAUGUAGAAAAUGUCAUUGGAAUGCUGAGUAAUUCAUACAUUUAUUUAUAAGUGAAGAGUCUAAGCACCAGGGUGUAGUCUUAUGCGAUAUCAACAAUACAGAAAACAAAUGUUAGUGAAGAAGCCAAAAGAAAAGUCAUUUAAAUUCACACAUAGAGUUUAGCUACGCAUAAGCGAUGACUGCAAACACAAAACAGAAGAAUCAGGAGAGCAAAGCAGUACAAAAGAUAUAAAUGCUAAGUGCUUCAACGUUACCUGUAAUGACUUUAAGUUAUUGCAUACAUGCAAUUAUUUUUUAGUACUUUUCUUAUUUUAAUACUUGUUUGUUAUUUUUUUGUAGGUUGAAAUUAUGUAUGGGGAGCAUGUAUGGAAAAGGUCAGUAGGCUGUAAUCCUUGUCAAUCAUUUUGUUGUUCUGGAAAGAAUUUACCCUCUGCUUGCCUAGCAGGGUUGAGAAAAUCUCUAUAUCCACAGAAGGCGUUCUGUAACACUGUAGCUUUGCACUCGGCCUCUAGGCUAAAUAUGGGUGGAAAAAAUGCACUGGGUGAAAGUUGAUUGGGAGGGAGUGCAGUGGGUUUCCUGGGUGAUUCAGCAAUAACAGCAGUGAGUGAGAGAGAGAGUCUUCAGUCGUGCCGUUUAGCAUGGAAGGCUUCUGACCGCAAAAAUGCCAGAAGAUGCAGCUGCGGCUUUAUGAAAGUCGUAUUUCAGCUGGCAGGAAUAUUUACGCACACUGCUUGAUAACUAUUCUGCAAUUUAUUAAUAACACACAACAAAACUUUUUCACAUUAAAAAAUAUUGUCAUGAAAUAGAAACCUCUAUUUGGUUUCAAGAUGCAGCUCUAUUGGUAAUCUAUAUGCAUUGCUUGUAUGCGCUGAUAUUAAUUAUUUUGAAAAUGCUAACUCUAAAAAGAAUGUGUGCAAUAAAUGUCACUUUUUUGCAA
Molecule: messenger RNA, 4414 nt
Organism: Paramormyrops kingsleyae
Lineage: Eukaryota; Metazoa; Chordata; Actinopteri; Osteoglossiformes; Mormyridae
Gene: gpc5a
Product: glypican 5a
Biological process (GO): positive regulation of canonical Wnt signaling pathway; cell migration; regulation of protein localization to membrane
Cellular component (GO): plasma membrane; extracellular region; cell surface
Source: RefSeq, a predicted model, not a curated record